AUGACGAGAAGGAAGAUAGCAAUAAAGAAGAUCGAGAACGUAGCUGCGAGGCAGGUGGCUUUCUCAAAGAGAAGGAAAGGUCUAUUCAAGAAGGCUAUGGAGCUGUCAACUCUCUGUGAUGCUGAGAUUGCUCUCUUAGUAUUUUCAGCUUCGGGCAAACUCUUUGAUUAUGCUAGUACAAGCACGAGGCAAGUAAUUGGAAGGAGAAACCUAUACUCAAAUGUGAACCUUGUGAAGUCAUACCAGCCACCUCAAGAGCUACAGGUCGAAGUAUUUGAGCAGGAGAUCAGUGUUCUAAAGAAAAAGGAAGACGGACUCAAGGAAGAAAACCAGAGGCUAAAGAAGGUUGUCAGAUUCUUGUCACUGAUUCUCUUGUUCACCAAAUCCAUGGAAGAAAACCAGAGAUUAGAUCAGGCCCGAUGGCUUGAGGAUGAACAAGAUCAGCCAUCAGACGCGCCUCCCACAACAAGGCAAGUUGCUAUAAACGCCACUGAUGAGAGAGCUGUGUUUUAUCUCCGGUUACUGUAG
Messenger RNA from Neltuma alba, 528 nucleotides. Its product is annotated as MADS-box protein JOINTLESS-like. NCBI's taxonomy places the organism in Eukaryota, Viridiplantae, Streptophyta, Magnoliopsida, Fabales, Fabaceae. Gene Ontology annotation, biological process: positive regulation of transcription by RNA polymerase II. Bases 1 to 528 code for a protein of 175 amino acids. The record is from RefSeq and is a predicted model, not a curated record. The transcript has 6 exons. Gene Ontology annotation, molecular function: RNA polymerase II transcription regulatory region sequence-specific DNA binding; protein dimerization activity.